GCAUUAGAAUACCAUGCGUUGCCGUGUGGCGUUGUAAUCUCAAAGGCCGUGUGGCGAGCAGCGUACGCUUUGUUUCAUUUUCGGCAGAUGGCACUAUAAUCGCCUAAACCUCAGCAGCGCGACUUUUUGAAAUGUUUUUAUUUGUCUCACUCUUUCGUUCAAGGACAUAAUUCCUUGCGACUCGCACAGAUAACGCAAGAGAGCUACGAAUAAUCUAUUUUAAAUUUCCGAAAUGUCGUAACCACGACCCCGUAACGACGUGACGACGUAGCGCAGCAGACGACAGCUUCUGUAGCUUGUGCGCCAUUGCCACAGCCAGAAAAGCGAGGCACGAUCUGCUUUAGCAGAGUUAGUGUAUAGAUUACAGCAACAGUGAAAUUUAGUUGUUAACUUAACGUUAAACCGUUCUGACAAAAUGAGUCAAAUAGGCAAGGAGCGCCGCGACGAGGACCCGCAAGAAGCCAGCCAGGAUGACACUUCCUACGAUGCUGAAAUGGCUUCGCUAGUUCAGGACCCGAACUUCCGUCAACAAGAACGAUCUCCUCAGGUUGGCAGAGACAAGGAGCCCAGCAGCGACGUUGACAGGAUCUGCGAAGAAGUCGGAAAUAUUUUGAGCGAGCUGAAACAGCAGACUGAGAUCGAGGAGCUGUACCUGUCCGGCAUACAGGAAACCGUUGGCUCACAGGUUGUAGAGGCGGUGGACGAGUUCGUAAAGUCUGCGAGAAGGUACUUCGACUACAAAAGAAAAACAGUCUUCGAGAUCGUGUCGGAGAUCAACGGCGCCCUGCAGAGAAUCGCCGAGCACGACAAGAUGCGAGACAUCAUGAAGGAGGCAAUGGAGGCCGCUUGGAACGCAUUGGCGUGAACGAGGCCUUUGUGCAUUUGUGUUGUCGAAUAAAGCAAACGGCACGAUAAUAAAGGCUUUCCCUUAGUUCAUAUUGUACUCUGGAGGGGCUUGCGUGGUCCUGCGCGCUUUUUCUGAGAAACCCGUACAUGUACGUGUUUCCUUUAGCUUAAUUCGGGCUACAUUCGGAUGGGUGACUGUUUUUUUUUUUUUUUCCUUUUCAUGAACUGUUUCGAAUGUUCGACCGUAUGCAUGCCGCACCAGCUACGAAGUACACCUCUUUAAAUGACUGGAGCACUGACGACCUAGAUAUUUGAGCGAGGCCAUAUAUAUAUAUAUAUAUAUAU
Messenger RNA from Dermacentor andersoni, 1191 nucleotides. RefSeq lists its product as uncharacterized. The record is from RefSeq and is a predicted model, not a curated record. Lineage: Eukaryota; Metazoa; Arthropoda; Arachnida; Ixodida; Ixodidae.